AGGGAAAACAGGGCAACGACAUCUGUAUUUAAACCCGAGUUUUCUCAUUCUUAUAAAUGUUAUAAAUAAAACCAAGUGAAGCCAGAGCGCAGAGCAGAGGACAGAGACGACACACCAGACACAACACACAAGACACAAGAGAAUUCAGACACGUCUACGUCUCAACAUGUCCAACUUCUCCGCUGUGCCCAUGCACUGCGCCUACACCAAGGAGACCAGGACGUCCUUCCUCUUCCUGGUCAUGAUCGUGGAAGUGGCUGUCGGUCUUCCCGGGAAUAUUUUGGCCUUGUGGAUCUUCUGUUUCCGCAUGAAAAUCUGGAAAUCUCACGCCAUUUUUCUGUUCAACUUAAUGCUCGCCGACUUCUUGCUUUUGGCUUGCGUCCCUUUCCGGAUCGACACACAUUUGCGAGGCGACCACUGGAUUUACGGAGAGAUGUUUUGCAGGGUAAACCUCUUCAUGCUAGCCGUGAACCGCUCAGCCAGCAUUGCGUUCAUGACUGUUGUGGCCCUAAAUCGCUAUUUCAAAGUUCUCCACCCUAUGAAUUGCGUUAGCUUGAUGUCUUCACGCCACGCUGUCUGGCUGUCCUCUUUGAUAUGGUUGGUGGUCAUAAUCUGCCGAGUUCCGUUGCUAACGACCAAUCUUUUACAACACCAAGGCAACCGAUCAAUGUGUCGAAGUUUUAGCUCUUACCAGAAUCCACCAUUAGCGAUAACUGUCCACUACAUUGCUUAUGUCAUCGAAUUCAUCCUUCCAUGGUUUGUGCUACUGUUUUGUUCAGCAAGAAUCAUUUGGUAUUUAAAAAGGCAGGAACAAAUUAUCCAGCAAAAGAAGUUUAAGAAAGCCAUACGAACGCUUGCCGUGAUAAAUCUGGUGUUUACAGUUUGUUUUUUGCCCGCCAUCGUCACGGGAUUGGGCAGUUUGGCAUUAAAAAGGUUCAGACCACAAGACUGUGAAGGCUUCCGAAAGAUAGUGCUGGCGUUCAUGGUCUCUAUCGGAGUGACGUAUCUGAACAGCGCUCUGGACCCCGUCAUCUACACCUUCUCCAGCUCAGUGUUCAGGACUGCUCUCAGAAAUGUUUUCAGAGAUAUGAGGAAAUGA
Molecule: messenger RNA, 1099 nt
Organism: Boleophthalmus pectinirostris (great blue-spotted mudskipper)
Lineage: Eukaryota; Metazoa; Chordata; Actinopteri; Gobiiformes; Gobiidae
Product: hydroxycarboxylic acid receptor 2-like
Exons: 2
Coding region: 167-1099 (310 amino acids)
Biological process (GO): G protein-coupled receptor signaling pathway
Cellular component (GO): membrane
Molecular function (GO): G protein-coupled receptor activity
Source: RefSeq, a predicted model, not a curated record